Suillus plorans is the source of this 1121-nucleotide messenger RNA. RefSeq names its product rab-type small GTP-binding protein. The record is from RefSeq and is a predicted model, not a curated record. Gene Ontology annotation, cellular component: endosome; plasma membrane. Gene Ontology annotation, molecular function: GTPase activity; GTP binding. Lineage: Eukaryota; Fungi; Basidiomycota; Agaricomycetes; Boletales; Suillaceae. Bases 204 to 890 code for a protein of 228 amino acids. Gene Ontology annotation, biological process: regulation of exocytosis; protein localization to plasma membrane; protein secretion. The transcript is spliced from 6 exons.
AAAUUUUCCAACUAUAUUAUUUAAUGAAAAUCGCUUAUAUUACAUAAUCAAGGUGCUGCGGUUACUCCCGCAGAUGCUGUGGCACUGAAUGCACUUUCCAAGGGAACUUCAGCAACAGGCAGGUCGCAGUGACCCACUAGCAAAUAUCGUCAAGAAUCCUUGCUCAUUGGUCAUCUACUCAAGACUUCACCUGAUAUUCUAGAAUGCCUCCCCCACACUAUGAUUUCCUCAUCAAGCUUCUCUUGAUUGGCGACUCAGGUGUUGGGAAAUCCUGUCUUUUGCUCCGCUUCUGUGAUGAUGCGUGGACACCAUCGUUCAUCACCACAAUCGGGAUUGACUUCAAGAUCCGCACAAUCGAGCUAGAUGGAAAACGCAUUAAACUUCAAAUUUGGGACACUGCUGGCCAGGAACGGUUCAGAACCAUCACUACUGCGUACUAUCGUGGAGCAAUGGGCAUUCUUCUUGUGUACGACGUCACAGAUGAGCGAUCAUACAACAGUAUUCGCACUUGGCAUGCUAACAUUGAACAACAUGCUUCAGAGGGUGUCAACAAGAUACUGAUCGGUAAUAAGUCGGAUUGGACAGACAAGCGAGCCGUACCAGAAAUCCAGGGACGUGCACUUGCCGAUGAACUUGGCAUGAAGUUUAUGGAGACGUCUGCCAAGGCGAAUGAAGGUGUAGAAGAGGCCUUCUUCACCCUUGCAAGGUUUGUCGCGUUGUACUGCAUUUGCGGAGUUAACUCCAAUUCCCGACUGUACAGAGACUGCAAGACUCGGCUCAUCGACUCGCAAGCAGACUCGGCUGCCUCAGUGGGAGGUGCUUCCAACGCAGAUGGGUCAGUGAAAGUCAACCAACCUGCGACUUCAGCGUCGAUCGGUUGCUGCUCAUAAGCACCUAUGUUGGACGCUAGUACAAUCCGAGCUUCUUUUGUUCAUCUUUUUUCAAACUAUUUCAUGUUACCUCCGUAUUCCCCUUCCAUGUAAUACUGUUCUACCACAUGACACGGUGCUAUUGACUGAAUUAUCUUCACUAGUAUUUGGAGCAAGUGUUGCUUUGACUCGUUGCGCAGUGCUCAAGUGCCGAAGUUCUAAUUAGGAUGAACAUACUUAUGACUGCCCGAA